AAGAAUGAGAUCCUUGCAAGGACGAGGGGCGGGAGGAUGGCUUGAAACAGUCCCCACUUCAGACAAGCACGCACUAAAGCAGAAUGAAUUUCGUCUAGCGUCUUGUCUGAGGUUGGGUGUCUGUCUGCCAUUCAGUCAGCUCCUUGUAAAAUGUGAGUGUGGAGCAGAGCUGGACAGAGAAGGAUAUCACUUGAUUACAUGUAAGUAUGGGGGAGGUCCUGUCUGGACGCACAACACCCUAGUUUCUGGAUGGAGCGAGUGUCUCAGCGAUUUGCUCAUAUGCCACCAGAUUGAGCCAAGACACAGAUACAUCCACACUGAAGAUAGACCAGACAUCACAUUUUACGACGUAGACUCAGGAACAACAAAAGAGAUAGAUGUUGCUAUGGCUCAUCCCUGGAGCAAAGAUACCAUCAAGGGAGCGUCCACGACAUGUGGAUAUGCAGCAACAAAACGAGAGGCAAGGAAGGAAGUAAAGUAUCGCAAAGAAUCAUUACCAGAUGGUUCUAAGCCUUUUGUUACUCCUCUGGUGUUCGAACACUUUGGUCGUUGGGGACCCAAAGCAGAGGAAUUUUUAAAUGAACUUGCAAAGAAGUCCAAAGACAUGCUGGGAAGGAAAAAUGAAGCAGCGUUUAGAAGCUAUUGGAGAAGAAGAUUUUCUGUGAUUAUUCAGAAAUGUAACAGUAGAGUUGUUUUAAGAAAGCUAUCUAGGCUUUCAUUGAAUUGUUUGGAUGGACAAGACAAGCUAGAGAUGGACAAAGCCAUUCAUAGUUCUAUUCAUUAAUUAAAACGAAGAACAGUAGGAAAGUAGAACUUUUAGUACUGCAGCAAGUGAUGUAAGUAGUGACGUUUGAUGACAAUAAAACAAAUCUGU
Messenger RNA from Corticium candelabrum, 874 nucleotides. RefSeq lists its product as uncharacterized. The transcript has a single exon. NCBI's taxonomy places the organism in Eukaryota, Metazoa, Porifera, Homoscleromorpha, Homosclerophorida, Plakinidae. Bases 5 to 784 code for a protein of 259 amino acids. The record is from RefSeq and is a predicted model, not a curated record.